GUGGAGGGAUGGGAUGCUAAUGAAGCAGUGUAACAGUCUGCUGGCUGCAUUCUGCUCUGUCCAAUGGCAGCCAAGCUCUGUGUCAUCUACACUGUGCUGAACGAUCUAGACUGAGCAGCACAGCAGAGCUCGACAGCUUCUUACACAGGAAGAGAAUAGUCAAAAGAAGAGUACCUAACAAGAUGUCAUCUCUUGGCUCCUGGAAAAAUGAGACAACCCUGAUCCAGCAACAAGUUGGGUUCCAGGUUCAGAAGAUCUACCCAUUCCAUGAUGGCUGGAACACAGCUUGUUUUGUAAUCCUGGUGCUGUUUAUCUUGACUGUACUAUCGUUGGUCCUGCUGGCCUUCCUUUACGAAAUGCUGGAUUGCUGCUGUUGCGCCAAGCACAAGACAGUCAAAGAUCUAGAGAAUGAACCAAAUCCAGUAAGAGCUCUCAUGAGCAGCAUGAAGAAGCGGAAAACGGAAGUUGUGUAGCCCUGACACCUGGCAGAAGACGGCCCGCUAUUUGGGUUAGAGGACAAUUCAUGAACAGAUGUAAUUUCUUUCACCUGCUUAUGACAGCACACACUACUCCUUGGCCACGAUCUAUUCCACUCUUCCAUGUGAAUUGUUUAGAUACCCUUACAAGUUGUCUUAACGUAGACUUCCUAGUUUUGUUGCAGGUUGCACAGUCAUAGUGGAACAUGAUGCAUCUAUUCUACUGUUCUGCCAGAUUAUAUGAAACUAAUUUUUGAGACUUUGUUUCAAAAUAUAUGGACAUGAAAUUUGCAUAAAGUUUACAUAAUUUGUCACAGUAUUAAUCCAAGUACCACAAUAAAGACAUUACUGCUGUA
Molecule: messenger RNA, 832 nt
Organism: Hyla sarda
Lineage: Eukaryota; Metazoa; Chordata; Amphibia; Anura; Hylidae
Gene: SMIM18
Product: small integral membrane protein 18
Exons: 2
Coding region: 183-473 (96 amino acids)
Source: RefSeq, a predicted model, not a curated record